UUUAAAGGCGGGCGCGGGGCGGGGCGCGCUCACAGCCAUGGCGCGCGGCAGCAGGAGCGUGUCCCGGCCCGCCAAGGCCCCCGCGCACCCCGCGCCCGCCAGCCCGGCCCCAGCGGCCCCGAUGCCCGCGGCGCAGCCGGCGCAGCCCGGGCUGAUGGCGCAGAUGGCGAGCACGGCGGCCGGCGUGGCCGUGGGUUCCGCCGUGGGACACGUCGUGGGCAGCGCCAUCACCGGUGCCUUCAGCGGCGGCUCCUCCGAGCCCGCCAAGGCGGCGGCGCCCGCCCAGGAGCCGCCGGCCGUGCUGCAGCAGUCGCCGUACGGACCGUGCCACUAUGAGAUGAAGCAGUUCCUGGAGUGCGCCACCAACCAGCGGGACCUGACCCUGUGCGAGGGCUUCAACGAGGCGCUGAAGCAGUGCAAGUACAGCAACGGUGUUUCUUCUCUCCUGUGAAGAAUUGGCCCCCUCGUAGGGAAGAGGAUCGUGGUGUAGAGCCCUGCUCUCCCCAAGGAGUGGCAGGACAGACAGAGCUGGAGGGAGCAGAGUGACCAGCCAGGAGUAUUCUAGUGGUAAUUCACUUCUGAACUAGUAGGGAAGGAAGGGAAUGAUUGGACCCAAGGGUCUUCGGUGUUCAGAUAGCACUGUAUUUAUUACAGAGAAAUAAAAGAAUUUAUUUGGACCUA
Molecule: messenger RNA, 681 nt
Organism: Zonotrichia leucophrys gambelii
Lineage: Eukaryota; Metazoa; Chordata; Aves; Passeriformes; Passerellidae
Gene: CHCHD10
Product: coiled-coil-helix-coiled-coil-helix domain containing 10
Exons: 4
Coding region: 38-451 (137 amino acids)
Biological process (GO): mitochondrion organization
Cellular component (GO): nucleus; mitochondrion
Source: RefSeq, a predicted model, not a curated record